Messenger RNA from Mycosarcoma maydis (corn smut), 276 nucleotides. RefSeq lists its product as uncharacterized. Gene Ontology annotation, biological process: negative regulation of ATP-dependent activity. The transcript has 3 exons. Gene Ontology annotation, cellular component: mitochondrion. NCBI's taxonomy places the organism in Eukaryota, Fungi, Basidiomycota, Ustilaginomycetes, Ustilaginales. The coding region runs from base 1 to 276 and encodes 91 amino acids. Gene Ontology annotation, molecular function: ATPase inhibitor activity. The record is from RefSeq and is a predicted model, not a curated record.
AUGUCUCUCCUCCGUGUCUCCACCUCUUCGCUUGCCCGCGUCUCCAAGACCCCCGCCUUUGUCAUGGCUACUCGAGGCUACGCUGACGGCCCGACCGACCAGGCUGGUGCCACCGCUUCUUCUAAGGGCUGGUCCAAACGCGAACAGGCUCAAGAGAACCAGUACGUUCAGCAAGCAGAGAAGGAGAAGCUUGCAAAACUCAGGGAGUCGAUCAAGAAGCAGCGUGAACACCUUGACGAUGUCGAGAACCAGCUCAACAACCUUGACAAGAAGUAA